Messenger RNA from Trichoderma gamsii, 570 nucleotides. RefSeq lists its product as hypothetical. The transcript has a single exon. The coding region runs from base 1 to 570 and encodes 189 amino acids. The record is from RefSeq and is a predicted model, not a curated record. NCBI's taxonomy places the organism in Eukaryota, Fungi, Ascomycota, Sordariomycetes, Hypocreales, Hypocreaceae.
AUGUCAAAACUUCUCCCUGCAAUCUUUGCGAUACUUACUGUAGCUUCUGCAGCUACAGUUCAGGAAACUCAGCUUGGAACAUUCGGUGACAAGGGGAAACUUUAUAUUAAACCGGCACCACCUCCUGCGGCCUAUGUCAAUGGCACCCAUACCAACAGUGUAUUACGGGAAGACUUCUCAGUGACCAACUUCCAGUGUGUCCCCCCUGGAUCGAAUGGCCCAGCAUCGGGAGACGACUGUGCGGAAAUCUACAGAGAAUUACUCAACAUUUCUGGCCAAUCAUACACUAUUCCACCGCUUGAGAUUCUUACAUUCGAGUAUAUUAGCUGCGCCGUGGGCAUCUUGAACCGCGACGUUUGCGGUGAUAUUCAUUUCACUGCCGGCGAAUUGGCACCUUUUGUCAACACAAUGCUACAGUGUCCUUACAACUAUGGUGCUGAUGGCGUGAUUGAAGGUGAAGAUCCUCCGGUCAUGAUUGUCAUGACCGGACUGGACGAGGAUCUUCCAAGCUAUACUGCAGACGGCAACUGUAAUGAUGCUCAUGAUGAGCUUAAGAGGAGCCAGGCGUGA